Molecule: messenger RNA, 2011 nt
Organism: Nelumbo nucifera (sacred lotus)
Lineage: Eukaryota; Viridiplantae; Streptophyta; Magnoliopsida; Proteales; Nelumbonaceae
Product: Major facilitator superfamily protein
Biological process (GO): transmembrane transport
Cellular component (GO): membrane
Molecular function (GO): transmembrane transporter activity
Source: RefSeq, a predicted model, not a curated record
AUGAUCAAGGAGAACGAGAUGGAGAAACUAUCCGGAGUAAAAAGAGAAGAGAAAAUGAGAGUUUCAGACGAGGGGUUAAAGAGAGAAAACGAGAUGGAGAAGGGGCAAUGUUCUUCUCAGGAACAGCCAUCCCUCCAGAGGAAUGCUGGAGGAUGGAAAACCAUGCCUUACAUCAUUGGAAAUGAGACGUGUGAGAAAUUAGCUUCGAUGAGCUUGAUUGCAAAUAUAACGGUGUUUCUUCGUAGCAAAUACAAUUUGGAUGGCCUAUAUCUGGUGAAUGUGGUGAGCAUUUGGUUUGGGACCUGUAACUUUGCACCCUUGGCUGGUGCUUUCGUCUCCGAUUCCUAUUUUGGCAAGUUCUGGACUUUGCUCUUGGGUUCCUUUUCUUCGUUUCUGGGUAUGGGGAUUUUGACCUUGGCUGCUGGAAUAAAGCACCUCAGACCACCGCCCUGUAAUGAAAGAACCGGUGAUUGCACCAAAGCUCAGCCAUGGCAACUGGGUAUCCUAUUUUUUGCUCUGGGAUUGCUAGCAGUGGGCGCCGGAGGCAUUAGACCAUGCAACAUAGCGUUCGGUGUUGAUCAGUUUGAUGUCACGACAAGCCAGGGGAGAAGAGAGCUUGAAAGCUUCUACGAUUGGUACUACCUGUCCUUCACAAUCGCUCUGUUCGUGGCCUUCACAGUUGUGGUCUAUAUCCAGACAAAUGUCAGUUGGGUUAUAGGCCUCGCCAUUCCGACCGGCUUCCUUGCCAUCUCCAUCUUGGUUUUCUUAGCUGGUGCACACAUUUAUAACUACGUGAAACCACAAGGAAGCGUCUACACCGAUCUUGUGAAGGUGGUUGUGGCUGCCUACCGGAAGAGAAGAUUCAGUGUCGGGUCACUCGGGCAGUACAGCCUUUAUGAUCCUAUCUCAGACGAUGAGUCCGAGACUCCAAUGACCAGGCUCCCUCAUACAGAGCGAUAUCUGUGCCUCGACAAGGCAGCAGUUAUCAUAGACGCGUCUGAAUUGAACAGCCAAGGAAAAUCAAGAUGUGGUUGGAAGCUCUGCAGCGUACAACAAGUGGAAGGGUUGAAACGUUUACUGGGUAUCUUUCCUGUUUGGUUUUCGGGAAUCACUUGCUUCAUUGUAAUGGACCAACAGAACACAUUUGGGAUCCUUCAAGCAAUGCAAUUGAAUCGGAAAAUCACACCUAAGUUGGAGAUUCCUGCAGGUUUAAUGGGGGUGACAUCAAUGCUUGCGCUCUCUGUAUGGAUAACCUUCUAUGAGCAACUUUUGAUUCCCGUCUCACGGAUAAUGGCCAAUAAAGAAGUAAGGAUAUCUCUGCGGCAAAAAAUGAGAACCGGCAUUGUGAUGUCAAUCCUGUGCAUGCUGGUCGCCGGGGUUACAGAGCACAAGAGACGGGAGGUGGCCUUGAGGUAUAGGUCCUUUGUGGCGCCCAUGUCCCUCGCAUGGCUAUUGCCGCAGUUCAUCUUAUCGGGCCUCACAGAAGCCUUCUCUGCAAUCGCAGUUAUGGAAUUCUUAAACAAGAAGUUGCCGCAGAGCAUGAGGACUGUUGCAGGUUCAAUCUUCUUUCUCUCCAUAUCCAGUGCGAGCUACCUAAGCUCGGUUAUAGUCAACAUUGUCCACCAUGCAACCAAGAAGAAUGAUGGAUCUGCAUGGCUGGGUGGUCACGAUCUCAACAGGAACAAGCUCGACUACUAUUACUACAUCAUUGCAGCACUGGGAGUAGUAAAUUUCAUCUAUUUCACUGCCUUUGCUAGCCGUGACCUGCCCAGUGGAAGUUCGGUGGGGGAUGAAGAAGCAGAGGAAGUCCAAUAGAGAUCGCCAUGUGCAAUUUGUUGCGGCACCAUGCAAAUUAAACAACUCCGUUUGCCUGACAGGAGCUCUAGGAAGAAGGAAGAGGCUUACAACUGCAUCUGUUUGACAGGAGCUCUAGGACUAGGAAGAAGGCAGGCUUACAACUGACUAAUGCGGUUCAUCAGAGAUUAUAUGAGAACGAGUCUAAUCGAAUUUG